This is a messenger RNA of Ictalurus furcatus (blue catfish), 4839 nucleotides long. RefSeq lists its product as uncharacterized. Bases 329 to 1720 code for a protein of 463 amino acids. Gene Ontology annotation, molecular function: DNA-binding transcription factor activity, RNA polymerase II-specific; RNA polymerase II cis-regulatory region sequence-specific DNA binding. The transcript has 2 exons. Gene Ontology annotation, biological process: regulation of transcription by RNA polymerase II; central nervous system development. Gene Ontology annotation, cellular component: nucleus. NCBI's taxonomy places the organism in Eukaryota, Metazoa, Chordata, Actinopteri, Siluriformes, Ictaluridae. The record is from RefSeq and is a predicted model, not a curated record.
GCUGCUGUUCCUGAUGUGGCUGCAGCUGCUGCUGCGCGCGCGCACUGCCGUUCCACCGAUUUGACUGGAAGAAACGAGCGCGAGCCGCGGAAACGGGGAAAAAGGAGGAGGAGGAGAAGAAGAAGGAGGCAGGCACGAGAGAGAGAGAGAGAGAGAGCUUCUCGCGGACGUGGCGGCUCCGGGGCUGAGCGACGAGCCCGCGCGCGAGAGAGAGAGAGGGAGAAGGGGGAAAAAGCAAUGCACCGGGGAAACUGCAGGGUCCAGAAUCAGGGAAGAGAUCAGCAGUGCUGGCACUAAGUAGACUGCUAAGGGACGAAUCUGGCUGAGGAUGGCCGAGCUGGAGACGGAGUGUAUCGCAUUAGGCCUGAACGCUCUGGCCUCGGAGUGUCUGUCUCCUGCUCUGGAGCCCCUGCGUGCCGAGUGUGUGACGCCGACACUGGCCAUGCUGAACACACUUAGCUCGGAGGUUGCAGAGCCAACCGCCAUGCUGCCAUGUGUAAAGAGCGACCCAGACUUGGAGCUGGUACCGAUCCGCACCGUGGACGUGACCCAAAUCCAGCCGCUGAGCACUGCGGAGCUGGGAUCGGAACACGUCCGGAUGGAGAUCAGUGGCCUGGAGUACAUCAAGUCGGACCUGCACUCGUUCCACGGCGCCGAGUUGGACUCUUAUAAGCCGAGUUAUGAUGCCUUUGACUACGUGUCGCAUGACAACCUGGACUACAUCAAGUCGGAUCAGAGUUCCGACCUGCAGUGUUACUAUGCAAUGGAACUUGAGGCCAGCCGGUACGAAUACGACUCGACGCUCGCAUCCGAGAAGUCUGAGACAUCGGAUACAGCGGAGUCAAACAUUCUCGAGUCAAUCCGAAUGGCGGAGCUCCGCACUGAGCUCAAUAAGCUCCGCCCUGAUGCUGUUAUCGAAUUUUCGUCCGCUCACAUGUACGACAUGCAGUCUGCAAAUGCAAACACAAAUGCCACAAACCCAGACACUGCGAAAGCAAAAACUCAACCACGCAAACCUCGCAACCUGACGGGCGAAAAGCCAUUCUCCUGCACGCAAUGCGGAAAGAACUUCAGCACUCUGGGAAACCUGAAGACGCACCAGCGCAUCCACACAGGUGAGCGGCCGUACUCCUGCUCGCAGUGUGGCAAAAGCUUCGGCCAAGCGGGCAACCUGAAGCGGCACCAACUGAUACACACGGGCCAGAAGCCCUACAACUGUAACUUCUGCCCCAAAGGCUUCACCAAGGCAGAUGACCUGCGCUCGCACCAGCGCAUCCACACGGGCGAGAAGCCGUUCACCUGCGACGAGUGCGGAAAGGCCUUUUUUCACUCCAAGGAACUCAAGACACACCGCCUGGUACACACUGGCGAGCGUCCGUUCUCCUGCCAGCACUGUGGCAAGGCGUUCACGAAGGAGGUGAGCUUCCGCAACCAUCAGCAGAGCCACACAGGUGAGAAGCCAUACCAGUGUGUGUAUUGUGGAAAGAGCUUUGGGAACUCGGGCGUGCUCAAGACUCAUGAAAAGAUCCACACUGGGGAGAAGCCGUUUCAGUGCACGCAGUGCGGCAAGAGCUUCGGCCGCCUCGGACACUUAAAGGCGCACCAGCAGAUCCACACGGGUGAGAAGCCGUACUCGUGCUCGCAGUGCAGCAAGUGCUUCAGCCAGUCGGGCCACCUCAAAGCACAUGAACAGAUCCACAAACGAGAGAAAGCGCAAUAACGAAGAACGAGUGCAGCUAAAACGUAAUGGAGCACAGGAGAUAAAACAAAAUGUUAAUGUCUGUAAUAAUGAUACUAUAUAUAUAGAUAUCACAUAUAAAAUUAUUUAAUUUACUUAUUUAUGAGUGAUGGUUUGAUCCAUCAUAUUAUUAUCUGUCAGUCAGCCUCAGAGGGUGGGAUUAGUGACAGAGUCAGGUAUGAGUACGUACUGAAUAUGUUUACUUUAUUCAGUAGUGGUCAGACCAGUAGCCCCAGUAUGAGGAAGGAGAUCAGACUAUCAGUGUUUUAUUUGUAGUUGCCCAGUGGACCAGACUGGUGGAAGUCACCGAGGUGUUUUAUCCCCCGUCCAGCCAGAAGAGGAAAGAAAACCCUGUUAAGCAUUUUUAUUUGUUUUGUUUGCGGGCGGCUGUGGAUCAGGUGGUAGAGCGGGUUGUCCACUAAUCGCAGGGUUGGCGGUUCGAUUCCCGGCCCACAUGACUCCACAUGACUCCACAUGCCGAAGUGUCCUUGGGCAAGACACUGAACCCCAAGUUGCUCCUGAUGGCAGGCUAGCACCUUGCAUGACAGCUCUGCUACCAUUGGUGUGUGUGAGUGUGUGUGUGAAUGGGAGAAUGAGACACAGUGUAAAGUGCUUUGGAUAAAAGCGCUAUAUAAGUGCAGCCCAUUUACGUAAUACUCCAGUUGGUUCAUGCGGUUCUUGGUGCUGUGAACCACCUCAAUGCCGUAACUGUAGCUUGCUACUCAUUCCCAAAUCCUGGUGCUUGUGGACAUGGUCUGGUCCUCCAAAGGUCCUGCUUCCAGUUACCUAGAUUCCUUCUGUUUAAACACAAAGUGUUAAGCAGAACUGAAAACAUGGCCAGACUUGUAGAACAGAACUUGUUCUAUGUGUUGUAUAUGCUGUAGAGAACAGCAUUGCUCAUAGCUAAAAUGUUAUCUACAGAUUGACUGUCAUUUUACCAAAGACACAAACACACUAUACUACAGCAGAGGCGUAAAUUCCCCAAGCAUUCCAGGACUUGCUCAUUACCUCUGUGGGGUAAUGGUACAUCCCUAUGCACAUCCCUCAUCAGUAUUAAUGCCUAGUUAAUUAGGUUCCUGUGGAACCAUGGGCACAUUGGAGCUCUCACUCUGUUAGUGGGCUAAUGAAUAGAUUCAUGGUUUGUCCACUUAAUCAAGUCCAUUUUACAUCUGUUAAAAUCUAGCAUGGCAUUUAUACAGGAACUGAUCUCUGAUUGGUUCCUUUCAUAUUGUGGAUGGAUGGAGUUCUGUGCUGAUGCGAAGUUUUGUUGAGGGCACAAACGUGACGGUAGUUAAUUAGAUAACAGUAGAUAAUUUCCUCUGUCGACUUCUCAGGCCGUUGAAAUGACCACAAUGCACAUUUCCAGGACCAAAAUAUUCAGUCCCAGCACAUGGUGUUCACCAUCAAGGUUUCAGAACCAAAGGGAAUCCGUCACUAGGGAACCUUGUAGUUCUAUAACAAACCUUCUUGAUAGUAGGUCAAGUGGAACUCGGAACCAGACUUUCUUUGCACUGAGCCUAAUGCAGUAACAUUAGCUGAUGAUAGUAUCGCUAUAUUAGCAAAUCUUAUCCCGCCAACAUUACUGUGAAUGAACCGAUGUUAAUAUGAACAGGGGCUCUGAGGUGCAGGAGAACAUCAGGUUCAGAGAUACACUCACGUCACUACUCUUCAAUACGCCAGUUAUAAUCACUGAUCCCACCCCAUGAGAAUGAUUGACAGAUGAGAAAUAAAGACAUUCAUAUACAAAAAGUAACCUCACUUAUGAAAGACUUACAGAGGAACAUUAAUAUAUUGAUUUUGUCUUCUAUGCUCCAUUGUACACACCUCUCAAAGUAUUACCUUUUUUUUUUUUUUUUUCUAAGUCUACAUAUAAAUAUAUAUAUAUAUAUAUAUAUAUAUAUAAUUAUAUACAUUUUCAUACCUGUUUGUGACUGAUUUGCUAUUAUGCAAGUGUCUUUCUUUAUUAUGUCGGGGAGGGGGGUCUGGUAGAAAUGUUUCGUAUCCGUUUUAUCUGUUUAUAUCUGUUUUAGUGACGAGUUCUUUUCGUACUCACCGUGUACACGUUUAUCAAGAAACCAUGUAAUUCUUUAAAUCAUGUACUGGAACGAGUUAUUAAAGAAACUAAUGAAAAAUGGCAGUUUUCUUUUUUAGCCUUUUUUUUUUGGCAAUUACAUUAGAUUAGAAAAUCACAUAAGAGUGAGCAUGGCUGUGGGGAUUUGUGCUCGUUCAGCCACAAGAGCAUUCAUUCAAUUCAGGUUUAUUUAUUUAGCGCUUUUAACAAUGGACACUAUCAAAAAGUAGCUUUACAGAAAUCUGGAUAAAACAUUCUUAUUUAAAUUGAUCACUAAUGAGCAGCCAGAGGCGAUAAAUGCUCAGGUGUAUAAAUGAGAUAAAUGUAAGUGGCUCUGGAUAAGGGCGUCUACCAAAUGCGUUGUAAGGACUCUAGCAGCUACAUUCUGGACUAACUGGAGUUUGUUUAUGCUCCUACUGGAACAUCCAGACAGUAAGGCAUUACAGUAAUCUAGUCUAGAGGUGACGAAUACAUGAACUAAUAUUUCUACAUCAUGUAGUGACAAUAUAUUUCUUAUCUUAGAAAUAUUUCUGAGAUGAAAGAAGGCUAUCCUAGUAAUAUUAUCUACAUGAGCAUCAAAUGAUAGACUGGAGUCAAUAAUCACUCCAAGGUCUUUUACUGCUGUACAUGAUGAAACAGAAAGAACAUCCAGAGUUACUGUGAGAUCAGAAAGAUUACUUCUAGCUACACGUGGUCCUAGUACAAGUUCUUCUGUCUUAUCAGAAUUAAGGAAAAGGAAGUUAAUUAGCAUCCGACGUCUAAUGUCCUUUACACAUUCCUCAACUUUAUUAAGCUGCUGUCUGUCCUCUGCAAAUGAGAGCAGGACUUCCCGAGUGAGAUGAAUACCGUCCUGUCCUAACAGGCCAGCCUUGCCCUCAAAGCUAUUGCAAUUAUCUAUCAAGUCCACAUUGUUUUCGGAGCAGCACCUGGACAUCCAACAGUUCAGUGACCAUAACCUGCUGUAAGCUACAUCACCAGCUGCACUGGCAGAUGUUUUUGCCAGAUGUUUUUGUACCAGUGUGAUACCGUA